Polyodon spathula (Mississippi paddlefish) is the source of this 1147-nucleotide messenger RNA. It is a transcript of the gene acer3, whose product is annotated as alkaline ceramidase 3. The record is from RefSeq and is a predicted model, not a curated record. Lineage: Eukaryota; Metazoa; Chordata; Actinopteri; Acipenseriformes; Polyodontidae. Gene Ontology annotation, cellular component: endoplasmic reticulum membrane. The transcript is spliced from 11 exons. Gene Ontology annotation, biological process: phytosphingosine biosynthetic process; ceramide metabolic process. Bases 50 to 922 code for a protein of 290 amino acids.
GCUCGAGCCACUUGCCGUGCUUCAUUAGCGCUAAUAACACUCAGUUUCCAUGGUGACUCGCACGCCCUCCCCCGGCUCCUGCUGCCUGUCUCUCUCUCUCUCUCUGCUUGCUUCCAUCAUGGCUCCUGCAGCAGACAGGCCCGGUUACUGGGGCCGGCCUACCUCCACCCUGGAUUGGUGUGAGGAAAACUACAGCGUGUCCUUCUACAUCGCAGAAUUCUGGAAUACUGUGAGUAACCUGAUUAUGAUUCUACCUCCAGUCUAUGGUGCCAUCCAGACUCUCCGAGACGGCCUUGAAACCCGCUACGUCUUUGCGUAUGUGGGACUGGCAGCGGUUGGGAUUGGGUCUUGGUGCUUUCACAUGACCCUGCAGUAUGAGAUGCAGUUACUAGAUGAAUUGCCGAUGAUCUACAGCUGCUGUGUGUUUGUGUACUGCUUGUAUGAGUGUUCCAAGCAGAAGACCGGGCUGAAUUAUUUUCUGAUUUUUAUAUUGCUAGCCUUCAGUGUUUCAGUGACUACAGUUUAUUUACAGUGGAAGGAGCCAAUAUUCCACCAGGUUAUGUAUGGAGUACUGGUUGCAGUUUUAGUUUUGAGAUCUGUAUUUAUAGUGACAUGUGUGUACCCAUGGCUAAGAUCCCUUGCAUAUACAUCACUCAGUGUAUUUCUGAUGGGAUUCUUACUGUGGAAUGCAGACAACAUGUUCUGUGACACAUUGAGGGAUGCCAGGCAAAAGAUGCCUCCUGUUAUCGGCGCUGUCACUCAGUUUCAUGCCUGGUGGCACAUUCUGACGGGCCUCGGCUCCUACCUACACAUCCUGUUCAGCCUGCAUACGAGAUCGCUUUACCUCAAGCACAGACCGAAAGUAAAGUUCAUCUGUGGGGUGUGGCCAGUGAUCUGUGUGGAGCCUCUGAAGAACCACUGAGGAAGCGCAGUGUGGUGGAGACUCCUCUCGACAGCAGCUCCCUCCCAGCCCUGUGACAUGAAGGCAUUCCUGCUGCACUGAGAUCAAACUGCAUGGAUGCCUGGAUCCUAUCUCAGAGCAGGGCCACUUCCAUUUCCAUGUGUGACAGUGUGAGAAAGUGGAGAACGAUGGCUAAUAAGGGAAGGUGCAUUUUUAUUAAAUGGCUGAAUGUGUAAUCAUGUAGAU